CGUUGCUGGUAGUUAUGGCUUGUAUACACUUUGAAGGCCACCCGACCAUCUCCAUGGAAAAGUUACAAGUCAUUCGCAUCGGGAGCAAUAAGCUCACCAAUUUAGAUGUCUGCCUAGACGACGAGUCUGUAGCCCAGUUCCAUGCAACCAUCACUUACACCUACAAGACUGUCUACCUUGUGAAUGAGACCGAUGAUGGGAAGGUCCUUGUAAAUGACCAGCCGGUUGAGAGCGUAACCACCGUUACCUACAAAGACGCCAUCGAUGGGUCCGUGAAGCUGCAAUUCGGCAAUGUGGAGGCAAAGCUAUGCUUUCUUUCCGAGUCGUCCGACGAACCGAGCCCUUAGGACGAAAGUAUUGGCGCUAGAGCUCCAUAAUACUCUAUACCUAAGUUUUUGAAUUCUUCCCCAAAAGAUAAAAAAGAUACAGAUUGUGCGGCUAUAGAACGACAACAAGCAAAUGCGAAGCAUACACAAAAUUUCAAUAAACAAUUCGAUAUUUUAAUAAUUUAAGGAGCAUUUCAUAGAGUAGUUUGAGGAAAAUUAUCUCCUGCUCGAAGAAUCUACUAAAAUUGCAAAAUGUUCAAGUCCUGCUCCUCUUGAGCUAAUUAGCUGUGGCCUUCUUUUCGGAAAGACGUCGAUACAAGUUUGGACUCCAUUUAAUUGCGUUUGUUUUUCAUUCUUUGGCUGCCUACAGGUCAAAGACCUUU
Messenger RNA from Scaptodrosophila lebanonensis, 709 nucleotides. RefSeq lists its product as uncharacterized. NCBI's taxonomy places the organism in Eukaryota, Metazoa, Arthropoda, Insecta, Diptera, Drosophilidae. The record is from RefSeq and is a predicted model, not a curated record. The transcript is spliced from 2 exons. The coding region runs from base 15 to 347 and encodes 110 amino acids. Gene Ontology annotation, molecular function: protein binding.